Molecule: messenger RNA, 1429 nt
Organism: Gadus macrocephalus (Pacific cod)
Lineage: Eukaryota; Metazoa; Chordata; Actinopteri; Gadiformes; Gadidae
Gene: c1galt1c1
Product: C1GALT1-specific chaperone 1
Exons: 2
Coding region: 173-1129 (318 amino acids)
Molecular function (GO): N-acetylgalactosaminide beta-1,3-galactosyltransferase activity
Source: RefSeq, a predicted model, not a curated record
CCGGAAAUCAUACCUCUUAUUUUGGCAGCGAUAAUGAACGGGCUUAACAGGGGAAGCUUGGGCCAAGCAAGCGUACAUUUGAGUACUCACAUAACCAGAUAGGCAACCUCAUUUCUCAAACGGAGAUACCAACCACAGCAGUGUCACUGACGGCCACCGAGUGACGUCCAACAUGUUGUCGGACAGCCACUCCUUCCUGAAGGGGGUGCUCCUUGGAGCACUCUUCUGCUUGGUGUUGGCAUUCGUUGGCACUUUAACCCCCAGUUAUUCUUUCACCGAAGAGGACAACCACAAGCACCAUCAUGUCAAAGCGCCCAGCAAAGACGAGCUUCGAGGCCUGACAGAGAAUCAGAUGGAGGAACUUACCAAACAGGUGCGAGUCUAUUGCCUUAUUAUGGUCCAUCCUAAGGUUCUGCAGCAUUGGGCCACAGUCAAAGACACCUGGAGCAAACACUGUGAUAAGGCAGCCUUCUACAGCUCAGAGGCCUUCAAGGAGCUUGAGGCAAUAGACCUAAAGGAACCAAAUGAAUGGGCCAGACUCCGCAAGGCUCUCAAACAUGCCUAUGACAAUGCCGGGGAUAUCCGCUGGUUUUUUAUCGCAAGACCUACUACAUUCGCCAUCAUUGAGAACCUGAAAUACCUUGUAUUGGCUAAGGAUCCCAGUGAACCAUUCUACAUUGGCCAUGCUAUGAAGUCCGGAGAACUGGACUAUGUUGAGUAUGAAAGCGGUAUUGUCCUUAGCUAUGAAGCUCUAAAAAGGCUUAUGAACGUGUUUCAGGAUGGUGAGAAAUGUCCAGAGACUGAGAGUAGCCUGUGGAAGGUCACUGAGGAGAAGCAGCUGGCCAUAUGCCUGAAGUACACUGGAGUGUUUGCUGAGAACGGGGAAGAUCUGGAAGGAAAGGGACUUUUUAAUAGCAAAAGUGUGGAGCGCCUCAUCACUGAUAGCCUUCAAAACAACCCCUCAAAUGUCGUGGAGGGCUGCUGUUCAGACCUGGCCAUCACAUUCAGUGGAAUGUCUUCGAAUCAGAUGCAAGUCAUGAUGUUUGGCGUGUACAGACUUCGUCCCUAUGGACACAAUUUUAAUGACAUGCUGCUCUUUCAACCUCCUGAGGGUUCGGACAAUGACUAAUCUGUUUUGUACUUUUUGUGUCUGAUCAUGAAAUUAUGAUUCUCUCCAUGUCUGUGUAAAUGUUUUUGCGAAGGUGCUUUUUUCUUAAUUUACUUUUUACCAAGGAAUGGUGGAUCGGGAUAAGAUUAAUAUUUAAAUCUGAUUUUAAAAUUGGUCCUAAUAUUGGAUUUUCUUAACAAUGUGAUCAACAGUCUGAGAAUUGUUGUGAGAUUUGUUCUUUUAUGCAUGUUCCAUAAAUCAACAAUUGUAAUUACAUCUCUAUCGACAUUUAUACUAUAGUAAAAAAUAAGUGGUUUUCAA